GGAGUAAACUUGAUGCCUGAUAGUGCAAGCAAAGCAAGCACCCCACCUUUUCUGCUCUCCCUAAACUCACUGUGUUUUCCUCUUUGUCUGUUAAAAAAACCUGCUUUCUUUUCUUUCUAUCCUCUCUCUUUUUUGCCUCCUCACUAUUUCUAUAAGCCCUUGUUUAGUGCUUCGCUAGCAAAACCCACCUCAAAAAAAACUCAGCCCUUUCUCUCCCUCUCUCUCUCUCUCUCUCACACACACACACACUUGCUUAGUCUUAUAAUCCAAAUCCUCCUCACUCUGCUAGCUAAGUCUACCUUCUAAGCCAAAACUUGUAUUCUAUCUUAGAACCUCAUCGCCUUAUAGUAUGGAAGGUGCUUAAAGCUCAAGAUUUGGACACAAGAGAAAUUGAUAUAGGUAUGCCAUUUUCUUUCUCCCUUCUUUCCGUUUCCAUUACGAGUCGAAAGAAGAACAAACAAGGCUUACUUGAUCAGUCGUCUCCCUUUCUCCAUCAUUUUCUUUCUCAUCAGAGAUUGUUUGACCCCCUUUCUCAUUCUCUCUCUCUCCCUCUCUCACUUUCGAGAAAUAGAGAUAGAAAUGUUGGGAGUUGGUAAUUUAUUUGCUUAAAUUAGUCUCUCAUCGAUGCUAGCUCCUGGCCACAGUGCCAUUGAAUUUGUUUGUUAAUUUGUUUGUUUUCUUUCUUCUUUUUUCCUUCUAAGUUGACCUCUUGAGAGAAAAUAGAUGGAUACCCAAACCCUUUUCUUGCUUUGUUCUCCUGAUCAUUAACCUUGUGAUAUCUCUCUUUGAGCCCAGCAGAUCCCCUGUCAUUUCAACACCUUCUCUCUCUCUCUCUCUCAAAGCAACUGCAAUUUAGUCCCCAUCUUUUGUGUCUGCGAGAAUAGUAAGGGUUUCUAGUUUGUGUUGGUUGUAAAAGAGUGGACAAUUGUCAAGAAAGGUCCCAGGAGUACAAGAAAGCAACCACUUUUAAUAUUUAAUGAUUUAGGCCUCCAAAUUAUAUCCUCCUGUCUUCUUGUUGUUUCUCUUCCUGUCACCAUACAAACAACAAGACACAAAACUAAUAUAAUAGCCAGAGAAGCAGCUAGCAGAGAGAAAACAAGCUAGGGAUGGAACUUUCAAGUCAAGAAGGAGAAAUCCCAAUCCCAAUCCCAAUUCCAAUGCCAAUAAACAGUACAUAUGGUGGGGGGCAUGGGCACUUGAUCCAUCAUGAUCCUGCACCCCACAAUCACAUCAUCCCUUCAUCAGCAACCCAAAUCCCCUCCAAUGGCCUAGAAGAAAAUAUUGUGCCCUACAAGAAAGUGGUGAGGUAUAGAGAAUGCCUCAAGAACCAUGCAGCAGCAAUGGGAGGGAAUGCCACUGAUGGCUGUGGUGAAUUCAUGCCCAAUGGUGAAGAAGGUACAAUAGAAGCACUCAAUUGCUCUGCCUGCAAUUGUCACAGAAACUUCCACAGAAAAGAAGUUGAAGGUGAGCCCUCUAAUUCAUGUGACUGCCAUCAUACCCCACAUCUCAACAGGGUUGCCAGGAAAUUCAUGCUUGCCCAUCACAAAAAUUUACUUACUACCCCAGAGGCCUUGGGGUACCCUACAGCUACAGGUACAUUUAUAUCUUCAAGACCAGCAGCACCCCACCAAAUUAUAAUGCCCUAUAACAUGGGCUCCAUCCCUUCUGAGUCUGAUGAGCAGGAAGAUGGUGGGGGUGCAGGAAUGCCCACCAGGCAUCCUCCACAGCUUAUGAAGAAAAGGUUCAGGACCAAGUUCACUCCAGAACAGAAGGAGAAAAUGCUCAACUUUGCAGAGAAAGUUGGGUGGAAAAUCCAGAAGCAGGAAGAGGCUGUGGUGCAACAGUUCUGCCAAGAGAUUGGAGUCAAGAGAAGAGUCCUCAAGGUUUGGAUGCACAACAACAAGCACAAUCUAGCCAAGAAAAAUCACUCCACAGAUUUAAGUUAACCAUAUUUUUAGUUUGCAUGUGCUUUAACUCCACAUCUCAGCUGAAUAUGUUUUCUUUUAUUUUCUCUACACCCAGCUAUCUUUUUAAUCAUUUUUCUUCUCUUUGAGUAAGUUACUUGAGUUCUCUCACUGUUUGUAAUAAUAGUGGUUAUAUAUGAUAUGUAAUGUAGCUUAGGCAAAUUGGGUUUGGUAGUGUUUGAGUUGUGGUUCAUGUUCAUGUUCUUGUUCAAUGUUCAGUGCAGGAUUGAGUUGAGUUUUUCAGACUGAGAUACGCCAAUGUAUUAUUAAUCUUUAAUUUUAGGAGGAGGAGAGCUUCUUAAUUAACUAAUAUUCUUCCUGUUAUCUUAUAGUUUUUAAUAUAAUAUUAACUUUU
Messenger RNA from Corylus avellana, 2319 nucleotides. RefSeq names its product zinc-finger homeodomain protein 4. Lineage: Eukaryota; Viridiplantae; Streptophyta; Magnoliopsida; Fagales; Betulaceae. The record is from RefSeq and is a predicted model, not a curated record. Gene Ontology annotation, molecular function: transcription cis-regulatory region binding; DNA-binding transcription factor activity. Gene Ontology annotation, biological process: regulation of DNA-templated transcription; regulation of developmental process. Gene Ontology annotation, cellular component: nucleus.